GCCGGCUUGUCUAGGGAUGGCAACAAAGCAACAUGCUGGAUUGUUUCAGGCUGACACGUGUCUGCCGCCGCUUCUAUGAGCCUAGAGGAGCUGCGCGCUUUGCAGCACACGGGGGAGCGCUCUGGACGGCGGGUGGCUCUUUGCUAGUGGUCAGCACUGAGCUCCUGGACAGAGAAGGGGCAGAGGCGAGGGAAGCAUCCGCGGCGCUGGUGGGCCAUCCAAAGAGAACAGUCAGACGCAGCCGCUUGGCUUCUAGCUCCCACCAAGCAGCCAGCGUGGGGGGAGAGGGGCGUUGCUUGCUCGAUUUUGGGGCAAGACAUUCAACCCUGAGCGGGCUGCGGAUUUCCCUGCCUGCUGCUGGAGCUGGGCAAGGCAGAGGCGCAGGGAGGACUGAAAUUGUUUCCAAACCUGUGUAGGAAGCAAGAUCGAGCUGUCGGAGAAAGCUGAAGGCUGUUGUUUUUGUGGGUAAGGGUGUGUGUGUGUGUGUGGUAUUAUUUGACACCCACUACGCAUCCCGAGAGCGGUGUUUUGGCUUUGGCACACCCACUCCCCCCCCUUACAAAAAAAAAACUUGUCUGUUUUGUUUUUUAAAGGAUGCUUCGUACCCUUUGCUGUAGGAACCUGCCCUCGGGCUUUGAUGUCACGGCUCUGGAUCGAGAAGGACCAGCGGCUAAGCUGCCUCCACCAGAUAGUUUUGUGCAGAGCUCUGGGCUCUUCUAGCUGAAGGGGACUUUUCGGAGCCAAGCGCUCGGCACUUGCCCUUACUGCAUAAUAAGCGAGGAGCUUCCUUCCCGUGUCUGCUUAGCCGGGUACUGUUUUGGGGGUAGGUGUGUCUGGUUCCCACCCAUCGAUCGAGAAGGAACCCUUAAAAAUACACCGGGACUGCCCCUGCUCGCCUGCGGAUCGGGGACUCCUGCCCGGGCUCAUCGCCUCUCUGAACUGCGGAGGCGGUGGGGGGGGGGGGGGUCAAUUGUAUUUAUCUUGAUCGCCCAGCAAGUGGAGAGAUUGCUUUUUCCUGCUGCACUGAUUGGAAACACCACUGGUCGAUGCUCUCCCUAGGUGGUGAUGCUGAGGGAAGGAGAAAGGGAGAGCAGGAAACAUGAGCCUGCAAGAGAAGAGAGAUCAGGGCUGAAGCCUUUGCUCCAGCAUUGUGUGUGCGCUUUCCCCCGGCAGACGGACUAUUAGCUGCGCGGGUGCACAUGAGAGCAAAGAUCCAUCCUUCCCCCCCCCUUCUCUGACCUCUCGAGGAACCUAUCCGGCGGUGGAGGAGACCUGUGGGCUACACCCUGCCAUGCUCCCCCUGAAAUAACCUCCCAAGCACCGAGGGAUUCAUCCGAAGGAAGGGGAUCAGAGGGCAAACGCCAGCCCUCAUAACCUCGAGCAAAUACUAGCGCUGCGGCUGCUGCUGUUGCGCCUCUAUCUGGGGGAGCUGAAUCCAGGAAAAGGCUUUAUCCGCCUCGCAGGGCUGGGUCCUUAGCACAGCGGGGGAGGCAAGGGGGGGGGGGGGUUUAUUUGCUGAUGAUCGGAAGUUACUGACAAUAAGCACCUUCAUCUCUCCAAAGGCGGAGAGAGGAGGAGGAGGAGGAGGAGAGACGGGGGAAGAGGAGAGCUGAUGCCUAAGAGAGCCACUCGGAGGAGGCAGACCAGGCAGUGUCUCAACUUCUCAUCUUUGUUUAUCAGCGCGAAGCGAGAUCGCUGGAAAUCUGCGGGGGUUUAUAACUGGAUCAUUCCCAUGUCAAGGCUGCGGCUGGGGAUUUUGCUCCGUUAACUUGAAGCCACUGGCCUCCCCCACUUCUCACUCAGCGAUGUAUUCACUGCUCUCAGCCUGCACUUGCUUAUGUUUACAUUCCCUGCUGCUGUGCUUUCAGGUACAGAUGUUCGUUGCCGAGGAGAAUGUGGAUUUUCGGAUACACGUGGAGAAUCAGACACGAGCAAGGGACGAUGUGAGCAGGAAGCAGCUUAGACUCUACCAGCUGUACAGCAGGACGAGUGGGAAACACAUCCAAGUUCUAGGCAGGAGGAUCAGUGCCAAGGGGGAAGAUGGAGACAAAUAUGCCCAGCUUCUAGUGGAAACAGACACAUUUGGCAGUCAAGUCCGGAUCAAAGGGAAAGAGACAGACUUUUACCUUUGCAUGAACAGGAAAGGCAAGCUAGUGGGGAAGCCUGACGGCACCAGCAAAGAGUGUGUCUUCAUUGAAAAAGUCCUAGAAAACAACUACACAGCACUGAUGUCUGCGAAAUACUCUGGCUGGUACGUUGGAUUUACCAAAAAGGGAAGGCCACGAAAGGGGCCCAAGACCCAGGAAAACCAACAAGAUGUACACUUUAUGAAAAGGUACCCAAAGGGUCAAGUGGAGUUACAGAAACCUUUCAAGUACACCACAGUGACCAAGAGGACUAAGAGAAUACGACCUACCAACCCCAGUUAAAAGAUAGACAAAAACAGUGUCACAAUAAUAAACCACAAAAAAACUGCACCAGAGGAAUAUUUUUACAUUAAAAAUAAGGAAGAAGCUCUAUUUUUGUACAUUGUGUUUAAAAAAAUAAUUAAAAUUUUUUUUAAAAAAAUAAAAGACUGGAUGGCAAAUGCUGGGGGAAGCUGUUAGGGAUUUAUUGUGACUUGAAAAACAAAAUGAACUGCUCUAUUUAAAUUGACUUCUUGUUGUUGACACAUAGGUGCUUAUUUCUCUUUUUGGAACGGACAACUUUUCAAGCAGAUCCCCAGAGGAAAAACAAUUAAUAUUAAAUAAAAUAAAACCAAAGAAAACCAAAGUUCUUUCCCAAAGUUACUGAGACCCUGCCCCGAAAAAUCACCAGUUUUGCAGUAAUCUAUUUAUUGUCUGCUGCAAACUGUCCCGAGACAAGAUGGUGUGUGCGGCAGUGAUUGAGUUUCCGUGGAGUUCUCAAUGCAUCGAUCUUCUGUAACCUUUCUGAUGACAUAAGGUGUCACGGCUCUGUGAUCCUGCAUUAUGCUCAGUUCUGGAGAAUGCUGCUAAAUACAUUCAAGUGACUAAAAAUGACCUAAUACACCAAUGAUAAGGGAAUAUUUUAAAACCAGCUAUAUUAUAUAUAUUAUAUAUAUAUAAGCUAUUUAUUUCACCUCUCUGUAUAUUGCAGUUCCAUGAACCAAGUAUUACUGCCUCAACAAUUAAAAAAAUUAUUUAAAACACAUGUAAAUAUUGCUGUAAUUCACACUUUUUGAUUAUUGCUAUGAACUUUUAUCCUUAUGUCACAGCGAUAGCCACUCUGUAGUUAAGGUCAGAACUAGCUUCCCAUUAUAAGCUUGAUUUUCAAUCCUCCCCCAGUUUUCCCCAGUAGAAAUCAGUCUUU
Molecule: messenger RNA, 3330 nt
Organism: Caretta caretta (loggerhead turtle)
Lineage: Eukaryota; Metazoa; Chordata; Testudines; Cheloniidae
Source: RefSeq, a predicted model, not a curated record